Molecule: messenger RNA, 2964 nt
Organism: Saccharomycopsis crataegensis
Lineage: Eukaryota; Fungi; Ascomycota; Saccharomycetes; Ascoideales; Saccharomycopsidaceae
Product: Zn(II)2Cys6 transcription factor
Exons: 1
Coding region: 1-2964 (987 amino acids)
Biological process (GO): DNA-templated transcription
Cellular component (GO): nucleus
Molecular function (GO): zinc ion binding; DNA binding; DNA-binding transcription factor activity, RNA polymerase II-specific
Source: RefSeq, a predicted model, not a curated record
AUGAAUGGCUCGAACCCGCAAGAUGUCCUAAAAUCCAAUCUCAAGAAUGGCCUAAAACCUUCUGUUAAUGCAAAUCCUUCGGGAUAUGCAACACCCAAUUAUGUAUUUCCGAUGAACACCAACAACAGUAACUCCCCUGGAAGCUCUCACUCUUCCAAUUCUCCAUAUCCCUCACUGAUGAAUAACAGUCUGACUGAUUUCCUUAGUAAUCUUAAUAAUAUGGUGAUACCCAAUAUUAAUGGAGACUCUGCUCCUCUACAUCUCGAUGGGAUAAACAUGAAUACACAAAAUAAUCUAUAUGAGCCUCUGCUCCCGAUUUUGUCUGCAAAUCAUGAAUCAGGUAAAAGAUUUGAAGAAAAGGAGCCUCUCAGUUUGGACUCUCUAGAGUUGCCGGAAAUUGCUAUGACACAACAACAGAGCGGCGAGGUCUUUGUUGAAAGCAACAAUGUGUUGAAGCGCAAUAAUUCCGGAAGCAUUAGUGGUGGACAAAAACCUAUCAAGAAAUCGAGAUUUAAACCGUGUGAUGGAUGUCGAAAGAGGAAAACUAAAUGUGUAAUUCCUGAAAAUAAAAGAAGUUGUGUUGAAUGUACCAAGAGAAACCAGCCAUGUGAGUAUGACAGCAAAAAGAUUUUUUUAUUCAACAACAUAAAUCUGCUUUCGGGAACUCACAAAUUGAUGAAGGCCGAUAGUAAAUUGCCAUCACAAUUAACCAUUGAAAAAGAUGUGAAAAAGAAUACUUCUGGUGGGAAAUCUCAUAGAGCUAAACCUUGUGAGGCUUGCAAGAAGAAGAGAUCAAAAUGUAUCAGGCUGGCAAAUAGUUCCUCGUGUGUCGAAUGCGAAAAGAGAAAUACAAUUUGCACAUACCCUCUGAGUUUAAUUAAUUCAUUCCCUGUGAUUGGAAAAGUUAGCUUACUCACAAACAAUAAUGAAACUGCUAUUGAAAAGCCGGUGAAAGACUAUAGUUUGCUCCGUGAACCAACAGUCAUGUCGAGUUCUUUAUCUUUAUUAAGCUCUAAAUCUGCCACAAUUAUAGGUGAAUGCUCUAUUGUGGAUAAAAAAUUAUUGGAUUUCAAAACAGAAGACUCUAAUACGAUAAGUCUCAUCAAGAGCCCGAUCUCUGAAGUGGAAGACGACAACACAAUCAUUAGAAAAUUAAAUGAGAAAACAUUUUUUCAAAUCGCUGAUGAUGUGGAUGAAUUCACCAACUUGAAGUACUUGCAAUGUGAUGAGAUUGAAGAGCUUGUUGGGAAGAACAGUAACUAUUUACUAAAUAUUUACUUUAAGCUCGUACAUCCCACUUUGCCUAUCUUAUCAAAGGAAGUUUUCUACGAAAGAUAUUGCCGCAAUUAUAGGGAAAUCCAUCCAUUACUCUUAGUAACCAUUUAUUUGUUGGCGUUGAACUGGUGGGAACUUGAUGUUAAUGAAUUUGAUGUUCUUGGGAGGUUUAGUUCUGAUGAAACAUUUGCCAAGAGUGCUGAAAAACCAAACAUUAUGAAGCUUGAACUGAUUGCGACUGCAUUAAUGCAAGACAAUCUUUAUGAGGCUCCUAAAUUUUCAUUCAUGCAAGCACUUCUAUUACUUUCCAACUAUAAUUUUCUAAGUAAUAAUAAUCCAUUCAGCACUGGUUCCUAUUGGAAAAUCUCCUCCAUGAUGACCACUUUUUCCGAGGAAAUAGGAUUAAAUUGGCCUUCUGCAGAUUGGGAUGACAUUCCGCUCUGGGAGAGAAAAGUCAGGAAGAUCGUUUCCUGGGCAGUGGUUUUCCAUGAUAAAUUGUACUCCUUAUUUGAUGGAAGACUGAGUAAUAUUGAUUUAGAAAAUAAUUGGAUGUUGGAUGAAUUUAAAUACAAUGAUUUCUUGAUUGACACGGAAAGUCUAAUGACUUUGGAGAAAAAUGACUUGAUGUCUAGCAACAAAAUGUUCAAUUUGAUUACUACUGAGAGUGCGCUAAAUGGGGUUGAACUCAAAGAAGAAGAUACUGAAGAUGUUGACUUGGGCAAAGAUAGUGAUAACAAAUUCAUUUCUAAACUAAUUUUCAUUGAGACGAUGAAUUUAUCGUCGCGUAUGGAUGAGAUUUUGGUGAGCAUUUAUAGCUUAAAGUCUCUUAGAUUUGAUGAUUUUGAUACAAUUUAUGGAAAGUCAGUUCCCUUAGUUGAAAAUCUCAAAAAUUGGUUCAAAUCCUUACCGGAACUGAUUAAAUUAGUUCAUAGAGCUAUGAAUAACAAUUCUAAUCAACAAGAUAUUGGAUCUCUCAUGUUGGUAGGAGGGAAGAAGAGUAAUUAUUUCGACUAUAAAAGCUUCAGUUUGUUAUCAAACGGGUCUUUGAACUUAUUGUAUUACACUUUAGUUUUGUUGAUCUACAAAAGAAUUGUCAGUAAGUAUAUUGAUGUUCUAGAGUCAUAUUUAUCUAGCCCGGAUAAAUCAUCCUUGAAAAUUAAAACUGAAGAAAUUGUUGAUAAGCUUAAAAAAGUCAAACCAGAAGUGAAAGAUUUUUUGAAAUGUAUUAUUUACAAUUUCUUAUUCAAUCUAAAACCUUAUAAUUUAGAAUCGUUCUGGUUGUUGAACACCAGACGGUCAUUUAUUUUCAUUGGAGUUAUUCUUGGCUUGCUUGUCAAAACCGUCAACUUAGAAAUUACCAAAGCUCGAAUUAUUCGUGACCAACCACAGCUGCCAAAUGAUACCCAAGAAGUGCAGGAUCAGUUGGUCCACCUUGAAAAAGAGAAGCAAGAAUUCAUUGCUUAUUACCGAGAUUUCCAUUGGAAAUUGACUACCAUGGCCCCCGAUUUUAACCAUGCCAGAGUUGCAUUACGUUAUUUGGACGAUUUGGUAGUUAUCAAGGACGAUUAUCAAUUUGAGAAGCAAGGUAGUUAUGAAAAUGGGCUCAAAAGACAAAAGAAUCAUUGUGACAGGGAAGCAGGCACUGAUGAUGAUAAUACCACUGUCGAACCACCAGUUUUCAGUUUAUGA